CCCGCAUUACCUAUUUAUUAUUAUUAUUAUUAAAAAAAAAAAAAACCAGAUCAUACUCCAGUAUAGGAAUUCUGAACGGCCAUUUCUCCUUAAAUAAGCGCCAACUCCCCAAAUCCCUUUGCUGAUUCUUCUGCUAAUCACUGUUUCCUAUUGAUAUGAGAGGAAUCCAUUACUUGUCAAAGCUGAAAGCUGCAAAUAUCCCUCCCGAAUUGCUAGAAAAAGGCCAAAAUCGGGUCAUCGAUGCUUCUCUCACGCUUAUUCGCGAGCGCGCUAAGCUUAAGGGAGAACUCUUACGCGCAUUAGGAGGCGUUAAAGCAUCUGCAACGCUUCUUGGAGUUCCUUUGGGACAUAAUUCAUCGUUUCUUCAAGGACCGGCGUUUGCUCCUCCGCGUAUUAGAGAGGCCAUUUGGUGUGGCAGCACGAAUUCGAGCACCGAAGAAGGUAAAGAAUUAAACGAUCCGCGGGUGCUAACUGAUGUUGGUGAUGUUCCGGUUCAAGAAAUACGAGAUUGUGGUGUGGAUGAUGAUAGACUGAUGAAUGUUAUUAGUGAAUCGGUCAAGCUAGUAAUGGAAGAGGACCCAUUGCACCCGUUAGUCUUAGGUGGUGACCACUCAAUAUCUUUUCCUGUGGUAAGAGCUGUCUCUGAGAAGCUCGGGGGACCUGUAGAUAUUCUUCAUCUAGAUGCCCAUCCUGACAUCUAUCAUUGCUUUGAAGGAAAUAAGUAUUCUCAUGCUUCUUCGUUUGCCCGAAUCAUGGAAGGUGGUUAUGCUCGGCGGCUUUUGCAAGUGGGUAUCAGAUCAAUAACAAAAGAAGGGCGUGAGCAAGGCAAACGGUUUGGAGUAGAGCAAUAUGAAAUGCAAACCUUCUCAAGGGAUCGGCAGAUGUUGGAAAAUCUGAAACUAGGGGAGGGUGUAAAAGGUGUGUAUAUCUCAAUUGAUGUGGACUGCCUUGAUCCUGCCUUUGCUCCUGGUGUAUCUCAUAUUGAGCCUGGUGGCCUUUCUUUCCGUGAUGUUCUCAACAUUCUCCACAACCUUCAAGCUGAUGUUGUUGCAGCAGAUGUGGUUGAAUUCAAUCCGCAACGUGACACUGUUGAUGGAAUGACUGGAAUGGUUGCUGCUAAGCUGCUCAUAAAGUUUGAGCAAGUGGCCCCAAGAUUCCAUCACACAAUUUUCCACCCUCUUUUCAAAGGCAUCACCGGAGGAAUUGCUGAACACUGACCUUCAAGUGAGAUAUCUCUCUCUUGUCACUCUAGUUCUCUGGUUGCUACAAAAUUUUGGUAAUAAUUAUUUUGUAUUCCACACCAGGCGUAUUGUUGUACCUCUUCUCAUGACUGAAAGUAAAAGAAGACUAAUAUUUUCGAGUUCAA
Molecule: messenger RNA, 1366 nt
Organism: Populus nigra (black poplar)
Lineage: Eukaryota; Viridiplantae; Streptophyta; Magnoliopsida; Malpighiales; Salicaceae
Product: arginase 1, mitochondrial-like
Exons: 8
Coding region: 156-1217 (353 amino acids)
Molecular function (GO): metal ion binding; agmatinase activity
Source: RefSeq, a predicted model, not a curated record